AUGUCGGCCCAGGACGAGAAGAACCAGAAUCAGCCACUGGACAUCGAAGCCAAGGCGACCAAGGAUGAGAAACAUUAUGGAUCUCGUAAAUUCAACCUCGAUACAGCGGAUGCUCUGACCCCUGAUCGCGGCACAGAGGACAUGUUCAACGCCCAGCAGGACAGCAAAUUUGCCUUUACCCCCGGCCAUCUUACCAAGCUCCUGAACCCCAAGAGCCUCAGUGCCUUCUAUGCUCUGGGAGGCCUGCGUGGCUUGGAGCGAGGUCUACAAACCAAUCGCAAAACCGGCCUAGGUGUUGACGAGGACAAGUUGGAUGCCCGGGUUUCCUUUGAGGAAGUCGCCCUCAAGGGCGUGCCCAAGUACGGCGCUGCUGGCAAUGCGGUUCCCCAGCCAGACCCUGAUGCGAAGAACGACGUUCCCAUUCCACCUCCCCCUUCCGAGUACACUGGCGGUUUCUCUGAUCGAAAGCACGCGUUUCGAGACAAUAGACUGCCCGCCAAGAAGCAGAAGUCCUUUCUGCAGAUGGUUUGGAUUGCUUACAACGACAAGGUGUUGAUUUUGUUGACAAUUGCGGCCGUCGUUUCCCUCGCUCUGGGCUUAUAUGAAACCUUUGGCCAAGCACACGCACCAGGUGAAGCCAGAGUCGAAUGGGUAGAGGGCGUUGCCAUUAUGAUUGCUAUCAUCAUCGUUGUCUUGGUCGGCUCAAUUAACGACUGGAAGAUGCAGCGUCAGUUCAACACACUCAACAAGAAGAAUGACGACCGCACUAUUAAGGUUGUUCGUUCUGGCAAGUCCGUGGAGAUCUCCGUCUACGACAUCGUGGUUGGCGAUGUCGUCCACCUUUCAACGGGAGACAUGGUCCCGGUUGACGGUAUCUUCAUCGAAGGCCAUGGGGUCAAAUGCGACGAGUCUUCAGCCACGGGCGAGUCUGAUCUCCUCAAAAAGGUUGGAGCCGACGAGGUGUACGAAGCUCUUGAGAAGAUGGCACAUGAGAACGUCGACCAUCCCGACAUGGAGAAAAUGGACCCCUUCAUCAUCUCUGGAAGUAAGGUCCAGGAGGGCACCGGCACUUUCUUGGUUACUGCAGUGGGUGUCAACUCCUCGUAUGGUCGAAUCACUAUGUCUCUCAGGACCGAGCAAGAAGACACCCCGUUACAGAGAAAGCUCAAUAUCCUUGCCGACCUCAUCGCCAAGGUUGGUGGCGGCGCAGCUCUGCUACUAUUUGUGGUGCUUUUCAUCAAGUUUCUCGCCGCACUCCCCGGAAACAACGACAGUCCUGAACAGAAAGGACAGGCUUUUCUUAAGCUCUUUAUCGUUUCUGUUACUGUCGUCGUUGUAGCGGUUCCCGAGGGUCUGCCCCUGGCUGUCACCUUGGCAUUGGCAUUCGCAACUACUCGAAUGAUGAAAGACAACAACUUGGUUCGAGUUCUGAAAGCCUGCGAAACGAUGGGAAAUGCGACGACUAUUUGUUCGGACAAGACAGGAACCCUCACACAGAACAAGAUGUCGGAAGGAGAACACACAUUUAUUGGAUCCAAGACUGAAGUCGCUCUGCUUACCUUCAGCCGGGAUCAGUUGGGAGCCGGGCCUGUUCAAGAGGAGCGAACGAACGCCAAUGUCGUUCAGGUCGUGCCUUUCGACUCAGCAGUCAAGUACAUGGCGACUGUUGUCAAGCUUCCCGAUGGAAAGUACAGAGUGUACGUGAAGGGAGCUUCGGAGAUUCUUCUUAAACAAUGCAACAGAGUCCUUGAGAAUCCCGGUAGCUCCGAGUUGAGUGCUGUGGACAUGACGGCCGAAGACAGAGAGAUGUUCGCACAGACGAUCAACUCAUAUGCUGGUCAGACCCUCCGCACCAUCGGUUCUUCAUUCCGAGACUUUGACUCCUGGCCACCCAAGGACGCCAUUUCUAAGGAGGACUCCAGAACUGCAGAUUUCGAUAAGGUUCACCAAGACAUGACGCUCAUUGCCAUCUACGGUAUCAAGGACCCGCUACGAUCUUCUGUUAUUGACGCCAUCAAAGACUGCAAUCGCGCAGGCGUUAUUGUUCGCAUGGUCACGGGUGACAACAUCUUGACCGCGAGAGCAAUCGCCAAGGAAUGUGGUAUUUACCACCCUGACGACGGCGGCAUCGCCAUGGAGGGCCCGACUUUCCGACGCAAGACGGAUGAAGAACUCAAGGAUAUUGUUCCCAAGCUGCAAGUUCUCGCUCGCUCAAGUCCCGAAGACAAGAGAAUCUUGGUCCGAACCCUGAGGGACCUUGGCGAGACAGUUGCCGUCACUGGCGAUGGUACAAACGACGCUCCCGCACUCAAGAUGGCAGACAUCGGGUUCUCCAUGGGCAUUGCUGGCACGGAGGUCGCGAAGGAGGCGUCCGGCAUCAUUCUUAUGGACGAUAACUUUGCUUCUAUCGUCAAGGCUUUGAUGUGGGGAAGAGCCGUCAAUGACUCCGUGAAGAAGUUUCUGCAGUUCCAACUCACCGUCAACGUCACCGCCGUCGUUUUGACCUUCGUUACUGCGGUUGCCAGUUCAACUGAGGAGUCGGUUCUCAACGCCGUUCAGUUGCUUUGGGUCAAUCUGAUCAUGGACACCUUUGCCGCACUUGCACUGGCUACAGACCCCCCAACACGCAGUGUUCUGGACCGCAAGCCUGACCGAAAGUCAGCAUCACUCAUAACCCUAAGAAUGGCCAAGAUGAUUAUUGGCCAGGCCAUUUGCCAGCUUGUCAUUACCUUCGUUUUGAACUUUGCCGGACAAAGUCUUCUGGGCUAUAGCAACUCUGACGACGACCACACAAGUUUGAGGACUCUGGUAUUCAACACGUUUGUUUGGCUGCAAAUCUUCAACGAACUCAACAACCGCCGUUUGGACAACAGGUUUAACGUCUUCGAGAACAUCACCAAGAAUUGGUUUUUCAUUGGCAUCAAUCUGAUCAUGGUCGGCGGACAAGUGCUAAUCAUCUUUGUUGGAGGCGCUGCAUUCCAAAUUAGGCCUCUGAAUGGAAAGGAAUGGGGGUUGUCCGUCGGUCUCGGCGCGAUUUCCCUUCCGUUUGGUGUCUUCAUCCGCUUAAUCCCCGAUACAUGGAUAGCGGCAUGCCUGCCUUGGUUCAUUCGGAAGAAAUGGGCGCCGGAGACUAUCUCAGACAAACGCCUCGAGGAGCAUCGCAGAUUUGCCGAUGGUCUCGAUCCUCCUCUGCGCACACACACCGGACUCCGCGGCCGCAGGGCAGAGGCGCACAUUCCAUUCAGACAGAGAGUGCAUGACGCAAAGGUUCACGCCAAAGUGAAGAUGGGCGGUCACGACCACAGCGCAUCGCCGACCAAAGAUGGUCGAUAG
Messenger RNA from Colletotrichum spaethianum, 3333 nucleotides. Its product is annotated as calcium-transporting ATPase PAT1. The record is from RefSeq and is a predicted model, not a curated record. Gene Ontology annotation, cellular component: intracellular membrane-bounded organelle; membrane. Gene Ontology annotation, molecular function: P-type calcium transporter activity; ATP binding; ATP hydrolysis activity. The transcript is spliced from 4 exons. Gene Ontology annotation, biological process: calcium ion transmembrane transport; intracellular calcium ion homeostasis. NCBI's taxonomy places the organism in Eukaryota, Fungi, Ascomycota, Sordariomycetes, Glomerellales, Glomerellaceae. Bases 1 to 3333 code for a protein of 1110 amino acids.